UACACAGGUGUAGAUAGCGGGGAAAUCGGCAGACAGCCCCACCAGCACUACAUGCGUAACCUAACCAGAUGGAUCUCAGCAUCGGUUGCGGUUGUGCGUGAAGCACGGUCUACAGUAGUGGUGAUCCUCGAGAAUACCUUUUUGUGGCAUGUCCUCCAUGAUGGCAUUUGUUGCCUAUCAAGGAAUUCACGCUGGACGUCAUGCGCAUAUGAUAUACCAAACUGCUUGGUUAUGACGACAAGCAUAAAACAACAUUGUGAUGCUGUUUAAAGCGGCUGGGGCCGCCGGGAUUU
Messenger RNA from Truncatella angustata, 293 nucleotides. RefSeq lists its product as uncharacterized. NCBI's taxonomy places the organism in Eukaryota, Fungi, Ascomycota, Sordariomycetes, Amphisphaeriales, Sporocadaceae. Bases 52 to 270 code for a protein of 72 amino acids. The record is from RefSeq and is a predicted model, not a curated record. The transcript has a single exon.